UGCCUCUUGACUUCUCGGCGCGUUUCGUGUAUUUUUUCUUUUUCUUUUUUCAAUCGCCACUCGAACCGCACGGUUUUUUCAAAGUUAUCGUCCUUCAGUUUGUAUGAGCACGAAUGGAUAUUAUGCUCCGUUACGUUCGGCUGCUUCCCACUUUACUGCUGAUCGGCCAUAUAAACUGCAUCGAGGCAGGCGGCCCCCCGUCCUCCCAGCUGGCGAGUCUCUUUCUUCGUCUCUAUACCGGGGAAACGACCGAGGAUUUUCUCGAUGAACAUCUGAGCGACGUGGAUACUCUUCUUUCUCGUAUAAAUGACACCAAGCCGACAGUUGUUUACGUACAUGGGUGGAGCGAGAGUGCAGAAAGCGUCAGCGUCCGCGCGAUUGUCGAUGGCUAUUUGCACAGAGGCGAUCACAACGUCAUUGUGGCUGACUGGAGUGAAGUUGCGAGUCAAAGCUACCUGAGGGCGGUCCCCGAGAUUAAAGGGGUGGGUGCAGCCUUUGCCGAAGCUCUGAGGACGAUGGUUAAUUCCGGUUUCGAAAUCGAGAAGCUCCACGUCGUGGGACACUCACUGGGCGCGCAGGUUUCCGGUUACAUUGGGCGAUCUCUUAAUUUUACCAUCCCGAGAAUCACAGGAUUGGAUCCAGCCGGUCCUCUCUUCAAUUAUCUGGAAUCACCUCUUUCUGCGAAGGACGCACAAUUUGUCGACAUCAUACACACUGAUUACGGAUUCUACGGAAUCGCCCACGUGACUGGUACUGUGGACUUCUUCCCUAAUGGCGGCCGUCGGAUACAACCUGGUUGUCCGUUUUACUACCACGUAAUGAGCAAAGGAGAUUUUUGUAGCCACCACCGAUCUUGGAAGUUUUACGCCGAGUCUCUCCUGAUAGAGGACUCCUUCGUGGCCGUUAAGUGCACCUCGAAUAUACGUUUCCUUCUUGGGAAGUGCAAAAAGAACGAAAAGGCGAUUAUGGGAUUUGCAACUUCCGUCACUACGAAGGGUGAAUUCUAUCUCAAGACGAAUUCCACUCCCCCUUAUGGCCUCAAGAAGAUGCAGCUAUAAGAAGAGAAACGGCGCGAACCUAAUUCACCCUCUGGCUCUAUUGACUAUUAUCUCCAGGAACUCAGCAUUCGCUAUCUCGUGUGAGUGUUGCAUUAAUUGUCCAUUUGCAUAUUUUAAUCUGAUCGGUUUCACCGGGGAGAGCGGGAGAAAUGCGAGAGCGGCUGACAAAUUAAUUUAUGAUUUGACCGUAGUCCAAUUCGAAGUGACAAUUCCCUCCAGGCAAUCGUUAGCCAAUUGCCAGUGUGUAGGAUAAAUAGAUAAACUCUAUGGGAACUAUUGUAGCAAAAUGUUCACGAUUAGAUACAAUUUAGAUUAGAUAGGGAAUAAGUGCGGCUAUCCCCUAAGUUUCAUUCGAAAUUGAAAAUUUGAAAAUCAUAAAUGAAUGUUACGCAUGAAAAGAUAAGUUGGAAACUGGUCUGCAUAAUGCUAGAAAAUUCAGUGUUCUUGAAACUCCAGACCCGAGAGUAAUUCGCGAUGAUCGAUCCCCCCCCCCCUUGGCUCUUCUACCACACCGACAAUCUGCAAUCUGCAAUCUACAAUCUACAAUCUACAACGCGUAUUCCGUCAUUCGCAGCAGUUUUAUUCGGCUUUGGAUAUUAUUCCACUAAAUGGAUCUGAACAUUUUCUGUCUGCAAUGUCUAAGAAUUUUGAAUAAAAUGUUCAAAAUAUAAGUGUGCACUUGCGCCAGCAUGGAGCUGAAUCCUUGAAUGGAAUAAGAAUAAGUAUUAUGGUGGUAUCGCUAAUUAGAAAACCAUUAAAUGUAUUGAGUAUUAAAUUAAAGGAUAUCAGAAAAACUCAA
Molecule: messenger RNA, 1857 nt
Organism: Cephus cinctus (wheat stem sawfly)
Lineage: Eukaryota; Metazoa; Arthropoda; Insecta; Hymenoptera; Cephidae
Product: lipase member H-A
Biological process (GO): lipid metabolic process
Molecular function (GO): lipase activity
Source: RefSeq, a predicted model, not a curated record